This is a messenger RNA of Lutzomyia longipalpis, 3643 nucleotides long. RefSeq names its product adenylyl cyclase X E (gene ACXD). Bases 143 to 3619 code for a protein of 1158 amino acids. Gene Ontology annotation, biological process: intracellular signal transduction; adenylate cyclase-activating G protein-coupled receptor signaling pathway; cAMP biosynthetic process. Gene Ontology annotation, molecular function: adenylate cyclase activity. The transcript is spliced from 12 exons. The record is from RefSeq and is a predicted model, not a curated record. Lineage: Eukaryota; Metazoa; Arthropoda; Insecta; Diptera; Psychodidae.
GGUGAUAGAGGUGCUUAAAGUGAAACCUGCCAGUUUCAGUGUAAAACGAGAGUAGCGAGAACGUGGUCUGGUGGUGUGUUAACGUUUCAGCUGUGAUUUUUCUUCUUCUGCUACGGCUACAGAGUGAAAUGACAAAGAGACAAUGUUCGUGGUUGAGAAUGUCUUCAUGCGUAGAGAAUCCGAGCAAUUGGCCAACAAGUAUCAUGCCAAGAGGUUGCAGUCAGAGUCAUGGGAUGAGCGAAAGUGGGAGCUGAGAGCCUUUAAGAAUACCUGCAAGAACUUUUGCGUUGAAGGUGUCUACAACACCUACAUGCUACGGCUGCAACGAAGCUACCUCUCCAUUUAUCUCGUUAUUGAGACCUUCUUUGGACUCCUUCACACCAUCAUUAUCGUUGGGCAGGCUACGAAAUCAAACCUCUCCAUCACAGUUGAAGUCUUUGCCUACCUGAUAACCAUCCUGAUCGUAUGGUUGGCUUUCUUUGUCAACUUCCGCGAGGAGCAGGUGAAGAAGCGCCCGUGGUUGCCAUUUGCCGGCUCUUGCAUUGCUCUGUUCUUCCUCGUAAUGGCUGAUCUCACAGUUCCACUCUACCAUGAAGUCUCAACGCACCCACAGCCACCCCUUAGACCCGGCUAUGCCUGCCAUAUCCUCCUGAGUAUCUACAUUUUCUACCCAAUCAUGAAUAAUUGGCACACAAUGCUCCUCGGAGCAGCUACAACAGCAGCCUACCUCACUGUCCUUGCCAUGAUUACAUACCGCUUGGAUGCUCGUCAAGACCUCAAAGUCAUUUCCGAAGGGCUCUUCUUGCUGGGAAUUAAUCUUCUGGGGCUCUACUACCGUUUAACCUUUGAAAUAACCAUCAGACGGACACUCCUCGAUCGAAGGCAAUGCGUGGAAGGAAACUUGACGCUCAAGUUCCAAAGAGCGCAGGAAAGGAAUCUCAUUUUGAAUAUCCUGCCUGAACACACAGCGGAUGCUCUUGAAAAGGACAUCAGUCACAUGAUAAGGAGGAUCAGGAGUAAUUCCAACGAAAACUCCAAGAAUACGACAAUUAUGGCUUUUUGGCGAGGGCAUGAUAUAAGCUGCUCAUACGGCACGUACUACGCUGAAACGCACGAUGACGUGACAAUUCUCUACGCUGAUGUUGUUAACUACACGAAGAUGACGACAAAACUCAAGGUGAAGCCCCUGGUGGAGACCCUCCAUGAACUCUUUGUUAAAUUCGAUCAAGCUUCUGAGGAGAAUGGAGUCCUGCGGAUUAAAUUCCUGGGAGAUUGCUACUACGCCGUUGCCGGUGUUCCAGCACGCAAUGCCAAUCACGCUAGGAGUUGCGUUGAGCUUGGAUUACGAAUGAUUCAGGAUAUUCAGGAGGUGCGCCAGAAGCGUGAUCUGGACAUCAAUAUGAGAAUUGGCAUUCAUUCAGGAUCAAUCAUUUCUGGGAUUAUUGGUGCUUGCAAGUGGCAGUACGAUAUCUGGAGCAAGGAUGUUGUUAUUGCCAACAAAAUGGAGUCUACCGGUGAACCAGGGAAGCUUCACAUAACACAUCAGACCCUAAGACUCCUACGGGGGAACUACAUUUUCACUGAUGGAACGGAGAAAGCCAAAAAUGAUCCAAUUUUGCAAGAGAAUGGCAUCAAAACCUUCCUAAUCACUCCACCACCAAUGCCAGAGCUCGUUAAUCCUGCAGAUGAUUGUCCAAGAAGGCAAUCAAGGGUAGGUAGUGGUGUUCAGCGACUCCUGAAUCGUAACACCAGCACACUUCCUGCUAGAACGUCUGAACUAACUUCCGUUAGGAACUUCAUGAGGGAUUCAAUUGAACACUUUCGCCAAAUUAUGCGGCAGAUUAAUGUUGAAAUGAUCAGAGAACUAAACUUAAUGCCAAUCGGGAAGUUUCAUUUCAACAAGAUCUUCUCCGGAUCAAAAGGAAGGCGUCAAACUGAGAUUGAUCUGGAAAAGAGUCAACUUACAAGCCUGUCCAUGAUCUUCCUGUGCUUUAAGAAUAAACGUGACGAAUGGUGCUUCCUCAAUGAACCAGAUUUUUUGCUAAAGUACAGCAUUCUAGCUGUUUUUAUAGUUUACCUGCUUGUUCUUGGGAUACAGAUCCUCAAUCAGCCGUAUGGCUUUAGAUUCUCCUCUGCAACCGUUAUCGGUGGAGUCGUGCUACUAAUCCUGAUUCCUUUUGCGUGGUUUAAGAAACUCUGGUUGCACCUUACGCCUGAUGUUGAUGACGAAGAGAAGGCAGCUCCUGUUCCAAAAUGGGCCAUUACAAGACAUAUUUUACGACUAUCAAAUUGGAUCCCGCGCAAUGCAGUUGCCAGGACUAUGAUCUACAUAAUCAGCAUUAGCCUCCUAACAAUGCUCUCCAUCAUUCACGUUACAAGAGUCAAAGACAGAGAGAAUAGUCUGGAGUUGAAUAAGGAAGUCAAGAAGGACAUUGAUGCAAACCUCACAAAAGCAACGUACAUCAACGCCUGGGCUGUUACCCAUUGCCUCAUUCUAACGAUCUGCAUGAAUUUUCUCUUCCUGAAGAUUCAUUUUAUGAUCAAAUUCACAAUUGGAAUGAUUAUUUGCAUAUUCUAUACGUGGCUCGUUGUUUUCGGAGCUUCUUCCAUCUUUUCUGAAAGUUCUUCAACAAAUAUUGGUCUGGAUGCAACAGUUGCCCAUUUAAUGGCCAUCUUCUUCAGUUUCCUGACAAUUCAUCUCGUAGAUAGACAAUCAGAAUAUAUUUCCCGCAUAGACUAUAACUGGAAGAAGCAACUGCUGAAGAAGCAGGAAGAAGCUGAGCUUUGUAAGGACACCAACAAUUUCCUAGUUCACAACAUCCUCCCAGCGCAUGUGGCUGAGAUCUACAUUAAUCAGAAGCAACGUGAUGAGCUGUACCACGAGGAGUUUGACGAUGUAGCCGUAAUGUUUGCAACAAUAACGAAUUUUAAUCUACAAGCGGAUGCACUGAACAUUCUCAAUCAGAUUAUUUGUGAUUUCGACGAAAGACUCCUCAUUGGACGACGAUCGGUGCAUAUUGAGAAGAUUAAGGUAGCCGGAUGGACGUACAUGGCUGCAUGUGGACUACAAGCACGUUGGGGUGAUUCCUCAUUAACCCUGGGUGGUGCUCCGGAUCCAGGUGUCAGGAUUUCCAGUGGAAGAAGAAAGCACACCUUUGGACGGGAAUCCGACAGCAAAAACGCGAGUAAAAUCAAGAAGAAGCUCACAAAGCAAACAGAUCCCGUGUACGUACUCACGGAAUUCGCCCUGGAGCUAAUGGAGUCUCUCCGGAAAUUCAAUGAGGAGAUCUUCCUAACUUCCAAUGAGGGUCAACUACGAAUUGGGAUCUCAAAUGGGGAGAUUAUGGCCGGAGUUGUGGGCUCCAGUAAGCCCCUGUACGACAUUUGGGGUGAUGCCGUCAACAUGGCCUCACGUAUGGACUCCACGGGCCUUCCAGGGCACAUCCAGGUCACCCCAAACACGGCACAGAGACUCCAAAAUCUCGGUGUUCAGUGCACAUGCCGUGGCUUCCGGGAGAUCAAAGGUGCUGGCCAGAUUCUCACGUAUUUCGUGGGAAUCGAUAAGGAUCUAAAGCUCAUCCCAGAGGAAAAUUUGGAAACGGAAGUGACUGAAUUAUAGUAAACUUAUUUAAUCCAAAAAAAA